Molecule: messenger RNA, 342 nt
Organism: Williopsis jadinii
Lineage: Eukaryota; Fungi; Ascomycota; Saccharomycetes; Phaffomycetales; Wickerhamomycetaceae
Gene: GPI11
Product: mannose-ethanolamine phosphotransferase GPI11
Biological process (GO): GPI anchor biosynthetic process
Cellular component (GO): endoplasmic reticulum membrane
Source: RefSeq, a predicted model, not a curated record
UACAGUGCCAUGUUUAUAGGGUUGUUGGCCAGUGUCAUGCUGACUGUUCCUCUAUACGUUGCAUUAGUUCUGUUUGGGGCUCCUUUUACAACGUACACGUGGGAGACCUUGUACUUGGCAUCGCACAUGGCGUUGUUAUCGUUCCCAAUUGUUGUUGCAACCUUGAGAAUUGGACGCCAGCCGUUAUUGUACAAGUACUUUGCCAGCAUUGCGAUUGGUGCUUGGUUGGGUGCCAUUGCCAUCCCAUUGGAUUGGGAUAGACCAUGGCAGAAUUGGCCAUUACCUAUCGUUGGCGGUGCGUAUGGGGGUGCCAUUGUGGGGUAUACCUUGGGUGGAUUCGUG